AUGGCUGCCAUCGCAAAACGUGAAUUCACCGAGCUUUUCCUGGAUGGAAGCAAUUAUUUGACAUGGGCCCUUCAUGUUGAGAUUUAUCUCACAUCAACAGAACUACAAGACACAAUCAUUGAAAAUUCCCCGAGCGAUGACGCUCAGAAAGCUAAGGCCCUAAUUUUCCUCCGCCACCACCUCAACCAUGAUCUCAAGAAUGAGUACCUCACUGAAAAAGACCCACAUGCCCUUUGGAAAUCCCUUAAAGAUCGUUUUGACCAGCAGACAUCACUGAUCUUGCCACAAGCACAAUUCGAUUGGUUAAACCUCCGAUUCCAGGAUUUUAAAUCAGUAACCGAAUAUAACUCAGCUUUACACAAGGUCAUAUCUAAGCUCAAGCUCUGUGAGCAGGAACUCUCAGAUACAGACUUGAUAGAAAAAACCUUGUCCACAUUUCAAGCUAAUGAUCUUGUACUCCAGCAGCAGUAUAGGGCCAAAAACUUUCUAAGUAUUCAGAGCUGA
This is a messenger RNA of Ipomoea nil (Japanese morning glory), 504 nucleotides long. RefSeq lists its product as uncharacterized. The transcript has a single exon. The coding region runs from base 1 to 504 and encodes 167 amino acids. The record is from RefSeq and is a predicted model, not a curated record. Lineage: Eukaryota; Viridiplantae; Streptophyta; Magnoliopsida; Solanales; Convolvulaceae.